Messenger RNA from Lodderomyces beijingensis, 774 nucleotides. The record is from the annotation of a GenBank genome assembly. NCBI's taxonomy places the organism in Eukaryota, Fungi, Ascomycota, Pichiomycetes, Serinales, Debaryomycetaceae.
AUGUACGGUGACACGGCGAAUAAGCUAGCACUAGACGCUAAAAGGUUCCAGAACUUGCCAAGUAUACCCAUUUACCAAGCAGAUCUCGUACGAGACAUUGUAAAGGAAAUCAAUGAUCUCAACAAGGAUUCAGAAUACUUGCAAACAACAAGAGACAAGCUACAAGAACAGAAUGAGCAAGGAGAAGAAGAGGGAGAAAAUGGAGUGUUGGCUGAGAACCAGAAGAUCAACGAAUGCCAAAUAUUUGUCACUCAUUUGUCCAUGAGACGAAACAAGCGGUGCUUACUAGCCUACGAGAAAGUGCGCAGUGAUAAACUUGUCGAGUAUGCAUGGCUAAACAUCGAUCCUAUGGACAACAGCUUGCAGCUGUCGACCACGGCAGCUGACGGAGAGGGCUCAGAUACCGCCUCAAACACCACGGCCUCCACCUCAGCAGCGAAAUCCAGCACCAACUCCGGCACGUCCUCGUCGAAGCUAAUACCAAACUACACAACUCAACUAGACAUGAACAACUUGAACCACUUUGAACAGGAUUUUUAUAAAAAUUACCAGGACUUGACCAUGAGCUAUAAGCUGAAGUUUGGCGAGUACUUGGACUUGAUGGGCGACCUAGAGCCCCCAACGGACAUUUUCAUCGACGUGCGAUGUUUGAAAGAUGGCGGCGACGUCACCACGGAAUAUGGUUCUUUCAACUUGAUCAAGGAUUCACAGUUUUAUGUUCGCAAGAGUGAUGUUGAAAGGUUGAUCCAACAAGGUUAUCUUGAGCAGAUAUAG